AUGGCUUCUUUGAGUCUUGACGGAUCACCUACUCCUCGCAAGAAGGCACCUCUCAACUUCUUCCUCCACGACGAGGACGCAUUCGAAGACGAAAAUACUCACAUGUCUGGUGGUGCUGUAGGUUUUGACACUUCAACCAUGUACCAUCCAUUCAACUUAACCUUCCGCCAGCAGGGAGUCAAGCGCGACACCAACUCGGCCAUCUCGGACACUGUCCCUCUGACCACCUCUCGCUUCGUCAACCAGCUGCCUCCCCCUCCUCCCUCUACUCGCAACUCUUCCUACAAGGGUCAAACCAACAUGCCUAUCAUGUCGAUGCCUCCUCCCAGUAGCCUUGGCAUCUCUCAGCCCCCUCCUGCUCGCAACCUGCAUCUUGACGAACUGUUGGCCAAGCUCUCCGAGCAGCAGAUCCUUCUCAACAAGCAGAACACCGCCCUUUACGGUCAGCGUGGUGGUGAUUCUCCCGCCUCGUCCGGCUCUGGUGCUCUGACCAACCCUCAUGCCGCCACUCCUCGCACCGACUCUCAGAUCAACGACAUCUCGCAGGCUGACCUGGCUGAGAUGUUGCGUCUCAAGAAGGAGCUUGAGACAGCCCAGACUCAGAUUGCUCGCAUGGACCAAGAGUUGUCUCAGUCUCGUAUCACAAAGCACACACUGGAGCAGGCCAUGGGCUCCCAGUUCGACUCUGACUUUGACCACAUCCGCGACCUUCGCCCUCAGGGAGUUGCUGCCCGUGUUGACAACUGGGUUCAGUCAACUGAUGCAGUCCUCCCACCUAUCAACUCCAACCCCAACGUCAAUGCUAACCAGAUGGCACCUCCUGCUGCCCGCGGCAUCUGGGGCUCGGGUCCUGCUUUCGGCCCUGGUGGUCCUGGCGGUCCUGGUGUUAUCGGCCAAGCACCCAACAACACCGCCAACUGGCCUCUCGUUGAUCCUCGUGUUAUGUCUGGCGCUCGCCUUGAGGUCAACAAUGCCAACAUGUUCCCCGUCGGCCCUAACACUCGUGGUUGCCCACCUUCGCUCCGCAUUGACACAUCUGCAAUGGGAACUUACUUCAGUGAGCCUUCUUCCGCUGAUUUGUCGAUGCGCGGCGGUCAAAGCCGUCCUCACUCGGCUUUCGGCAGUCACCUUGCGCCUUGGGGUCAAUUCAGCCCCAACAUCAACGCCGCCGAUCAGACCGGCCUCACUCCUCCCUUGACACCUCUUUCUUUCCAGUCAAUGCAAAACAUGCACAACAUGUCCAACAUCCCCGGAAUGCCUCAACACAUGUCUGACCAGGCCAUGAUGAACAUGUCUUUCGGUCCCAGAUCCAACGGCACCAGAUUGUCCCCCACCGCCGCCGAGUUCCAGGCCAGCUACGGCGGUCCUGGAUGGAGCAACAACAACCAAUCUCUGUCUGAGCCCGGCAGCUACCUCACCAACGCUGAGCCCAUGAACUACCGCCGUCUCCUUGACCGCAACAUGAGCUGCAACUGGAAGUACAUCGUCGACAAGAUCGUCCAGAGCAACGACCAGCAGGCUUCCAUCUUCUUGCAGCAGAAGCUCAAGGUUGGCACUCAGGAGCAGAAGUAUGAGAUCGUCCAGGCCAUCAUCGAGCAGGCUUACCCUCUCAUGAUCAACCGCUUCGGCAACUUCUUGGUCCAGCGCUGCUUUGAGCACGGCAACCCUGAGCAGAUCAUCGCCAUCGCUCGUGCUAUCCGCGGCAACACCCUCAACCUGAGCAUGGAUCCCUUUGGCUGCCACGUUGUCCAGAAGGCUUUCGACAGCGUUCCUGAGGAGUACAAGGCCAUCAUGGUCCACGAGCUUCUCCGUCGCAUCCCCGAGACCGUCGUUCACCGCUACGCCUGCCACGUCUGGCAGAAGCUCUUUGAGCUCCGCUGGAGCGACACUCCUCCCCAGAUCAUGAAGUACGUCAAUGAGGCUCUCCGCGGCAUGUGGCACGAGGUUGCUCUCGGCGAGACUGGCAGUCUGGUCGUUCAGAACAUCUUCGAGAACUGCCUUGAGGAUGACAAGCGCCCUUGCAUCAAUGAAGUUCUCGCCAGCAUCGACGUUAUCGCUCACGGUCAGUUCGGCAACUGGUGCAUCCAGCACAUCUGCGAGCACGGCGCCACUCCCGACCGCAACCACGCCAUUGACCACGUUCUUCGCUUUGCCACCGAGUACAGCAUGGACCAGUUCGCCAGCAAGGUCGUCGAGAAGUGCCUCAAGAUUGGCGGCACCGACUUCCUUGACCGCUACCUUGACCGUGUCUGCGAGGCUCAUGCUGACCGCCCUCGCAUGCCUCUCAUCGACAUCGCUGGUGACCAGUUUGGUAACUACUUGAUCCAGUACAUCCUCACCCACGCCGACCCUCAGCGUCGUGAGGUUGUCGCUACUCACAUCCGCAAGCACAUGGUCUCUCUUCGCGGCUCCAAGUACGGCUCUCGCGUUGCCAUGCUGUGCUGCAACCCUGCCGUCGCCACUCGUCCUGGUCCCCCUACUGGCAUCCCCAUGGGCCGCAACAAUGGCAACUACGGCGAGCGCCCCUACGGCGGUGCCCGUAGUUUCCCUUACGGUGGAGCCUACCGCUAG
Aureobasidium pullulans EXF-150 is the source of this 2571-nucleotide messenger RNA. Its product is annotated as ARM repeat-containing protein. Gene Ontology annotation, cellular component: cytoplasm. Gene Ontology annotation, biological process: post-transcriptional regulation of gene expression. Gene Ontology annotation, molecular function: mRNA 3'-UTR binding. The coding region runs from base 1 to 2571 and encodes 856 amino acids. The record is from RefSeq and is a predicted model, not a curated record. The transcript is spliced from 4 exons. Lineage: Eukaryota; Fungi; Ascomycota; Dothideomycetes; Dothideales; Saccotheciaceae.